UGCCUAUCUGUCAGCUCCAGUGUGUUAUCGCGAAUGUGAUUGAGCGUGGAAGGAAAAAAAAAACACAUGUAUGAUUUUACAAACUGAGAUUUUCAAAUGAUUUACCGCGGACUUGGACUAAAACCUUUACAUCUCAACUUGUGCUUUGGACCCACGAGAAAAUACGGCAAGCUGCAAGUUCUGGAUAGAACCAAAAGGCAAGGAAAAGGUCGGGAAGUUACGGAUCUUUGUUGUCCGGACAAGAGAGGGGGCCCGAUUUCAGAGCAGCCAGUCUCGGGUGAAGUUAGCGAGCAAUCGGUACCAAGGAAGCCAGCAUCGUAAACCAGUUAGGAAGAGGAUAGUCCAGUUUUCGACAGUGUGUGAGGGUACAGAUGUAAGGAAGGCAGGAUGGGUACCCAGGGCAGCCCGGUGAAGAGUUAUGACUACCUGUUGAAGUUCCUCUUGGUCGGGGACAGCGAUGUGGGGAAAGGGGAGAUACUAGACAGCCUACAGGAUGGAUCGGCAGAGUCUCCGUACGCGUACAGCAGUGGCAUCGACUACAAGACCACCACUAUUCUGCUGGAUGGGAGGAGAGUGAAACUGGAGCUGUGGGACACGUCAGGACAGGGGAGGUUCUGCACCAUCUUCAGGUCCUACUCCAGAGGGGCUCAGGGGAUCCUGCUGGUGUAUGACAUCGCAAACCGCUGGUCGUUUGAAGGCAUCGACCGCUGGAUACGAGAGAUUGACGAGCAUGCCCCGGGUGUACCUCGUAUCCUGGUAGGCAACCGGCUCCACCUGGCGUUCAAGCGUCAGGUUCCUACGGAGCAGGCCCGGGCGUACGCGGAGAAGAACGGCAUGACCUUCUUUGAGGUCAGCCCGCUCUGCAACUUCAACGUCAUCGAGUCGUUCACAGAGCUGUCUCGCAUCGUACUGAUGAGGCACGGCAUGGAGAAGUUCUGGAAGCCCAACAGAGUCUUCACUCUCCAGGACCUGUGCUGCAGAGCGAUUGUCUCCUGCACGCCCGUCCACCUGAUCGACAAGCUGCCGUUGCCCGUGGCGAUAAAGUCCCACCUCAAGUCCUUCUCUAUGGCCAAUGGGAUGAACGCAGUGAUGAUGCACGGACGUUCCUAUUCGCUGGCCAACGCGUCGGGCGGGUCUAAAGGGAACAGUCUGAAGCGUUCUAAAUCUAUCAAACCCCCCCAGAGCCCCCCACAGAACUGCACACGCAACAACUGUAAAAUCUCCUAGUGAUAGACCCUGUCUGGGGGAGGGGGUAGACUGACACCCUAAACACACUGAAACAGACCCUGUCCCUUCCACUGAGGGGAGGAUGUGUAGAGCCUGUGGGGAGAACCAAGUCUGAGACCUAACCUACACCCUGAAGGGAGGAGAUACCCUGAAACAGACCUAGCCCUUACCCCAUACCCUAACCUUGGGGGAGGAGAAACCCUGGGUGAGGAGGGUGAUGAAACCUAGUGUAGGAGGAGGAGGAGGGAGGUGUGUGUGCACAGACUUGAGGAGACCCGACCAGACAUUUCUGGUCAACCCUCGUCCAUAGGAGGGGUUGUGCUGGAGUUGUAAUACACCCAGAAUACAUCCACAUCCAGAAUACACCCAGAAUACAUCCAUCCACACCCAGAAUACACCCAGACUACAACCAGAAUACAUCCACACAACCCUACUGAGUUCUAGUGUUUUCCCCUCUCUUCUUCCCUCCCUUUCUCUCUCUGUUGAUCAGAGUGUUGCCUCCUGCUGUCCCAUGAUUCAUAUGUUAAAUAAUAGAUGUUCUCUUCAUGGAUCUCUGCCUGCUCUCCUUCUCUCCUUCCUUCCUCUCUCUCCAUCUCUCUCACUCUGCCUGC
Messenger RNA from Oncorhynchus tshawytscha (Chinook salmon), 1838 nucleotides. RefSeq names its product ras-related protein Rab-40C. Gene Ontology annotation, biological process: protein localization to plasma membrane; intracellular signal transduction. The transcript is spliced from 7 exons. Lineage: Eukaryota; Metazoa; Chordata; Actinopteri; Salmoniformes; Salmonidae. The coding region runs from base 388 to 1227 and encodes 279 amino acids. Gene Ontology annotation, molecular function: GTPase activity; GTP binding. The record is from RefSeq and is a predicted model, not a curated record. Gene Ontology annotation, cellular component: synaptic vesicle; plasma membrane; endosome.